AUGCCUCCUCUUUCUUCUUCUUCUCAAAAUACGACGAAGACGCCCGCGACUUCGCACGCCGUUGGCGAUCAUCACCGGCGGCUUUUGGCGUUUCUGCGGUCUCGUCGCGGGAGGCCGCGGAGGGCGGCGAUCACGCGGGAUCCGCCCCUGGCGGCCGCGGUCGCGGUGAUUCCCAUCCGCGAGUUCAUUUUAUCCACCCUGACCGCACUUCCCACGGGCGGGGAUGAGGGGUUUGAGCUCGGCAGGCGGGAUCUGGCGGGCUGCGUGGAGUAUUUUGACUUUUUCGAUCGCUUUUUUGAUAUCACCUGCGGGGAUCAGACGACCGUGGGGUUCUUUCACGAGGUCUGA
This is a messenger RNA of Phytomonas sp. Hart1, 348 nucleotides long. The record is from the annotation of a GenBank genome assembly. Lineage: Eukaryota; Euglenozoa; Kinetoplastea; Trypanosomatida; Trypanosomatidae.